AUGUAAACGGCACAACCACAGAUAAACGGACUGAUAUACGACUUGGCGUAUAUGGUGGUAUUGGUGUCGCUCAAAUGUCAUCGGUUUUAAUCGCAACACUCAGUCUCGCUUUCGGCGCUACACGGGCAUCAAACAUCCUCCAUGAGAAGUUGAUUGUUAGAAUUGUAAAAGCACCAAUGGAAUUCUUCGACACGACGCCACUGGGCAGAAUUCUUAACAGAUUCAGCCAAGAUAUGAAUCAAGUUGAUACAAAUAUAAGAGGAACCUUGAUAAUGAUGCUGAGAGGGUUGUCAAGUAUUAUCACUACUAUCAUCGCAAUUAGCUACACAUCACCAUAUUUCCUUAUAGCCUUUGUGCCCCUGUCCAUCUUGUAUAUAUUCAUACAGAGAGUAUAUGUUGCAUGUUCUAACCAGCUAAGAAGAUUAAACUCCAUCAGAACGUCGCCCAUAUAUUCCCAUUUUGGCGAAAGUGUUACCGGGGCGUGCUCAAUCCGUGCCUAUAAUAUGCAGAGUUCAUUUAUUAAACAAUCGGACAAACUCACAGAUGAUAUGAUGAUGGCCAAGUUUCCAUCAAUUGCUGUAAGCAG
Owenia fusiformis is the source of this 586-nucleotide messenger RNA. NCBI's taxonomy places the organism in Eukaryota, Metazoa, Annelida, Polychaeta, Sabellida, Oweniidae. The record is from the annotation of a GenBank genome assembly.